CGAUCGUUAUUGUAAGGAUUUCAGCACUACUGAAAGUACAGCCCCUCUUGACUUUGGAGACUCUCCGUUCCAUUAAUUCCCAUGUAUCUUUGUUGCCUAUCCCCCCGCCCAAAAGCAGAGUAUUUCGGACCUCUCACUCACACGAAUGGCUACCUUCCAAGUCUUCUUCUCCAUCUUCUUCUUCUGCUUCUUCUUCCUUCCUCAAAUAGCAUCAAGUGCCACCAUCUGCAAACCUUCAUCUUGCGAUGGCAUCCAAAACCCACCGGUGAAGUUUCCUUUCCGACUGAAAGGUUCUCAAGACGAAGCGUGUGGCUAUGAUCCGUGGUUCGAUCUCUCAUGCAACGACCAAGACCAAAUAAUUCUCACUCUCCCUUACUCCGGCGACUUCGUCGUCGUAGACAUCAUAUACUCGAUGCAGUGGCUGUAUAUCGUCGACCCGGAACAGUGCAUUUACAACCGGUUCUUGCACAACUUUAGUCUCUCGGACUCUCCUUUCGAGUUCCAUUAUCCUCCUCAUCUUCAUCAGAACUCCACGGUCUCCACCUUCUACAACUGCUCGUCCAACGUGAAGAAGAUGCUUGGAUAUCGGCCCAUCGAUUGUCUUGGCAGCGAUGACUAUAAAGUCUUUGUGGUGGGUAUUGGUCACGAUGAUGAUUUUCCGCCACCGGCGACGUGCCGUGAGAUAGGGACGGCUGUGGUUCCUAUUUUGCAAAUGGAUGAUUCGCUGUUGAUCAGGUGGGGUGAGCCCAGUUGUCAAAGAUGUGAAGAGAGCGGCGGAGACUGUGCGCGCCUCAAUGCUACGAGUCCCGAAGUCGGAUGUUAUAAUGUCCAGAGCAACAGCCAAACUGGUCUUCCAAGGAGUGCAAAGUACGGGAUAGCCGUGGGUGUUGGUGUGCCCGGAGUAUUGUGUGUGAUUGGGCUCAUGGGUUACCUAUCUGGGCUUGUGAGGGCAUAUAAUCGAAGUAGACGCCCCUCUAACACAGAAAUCUCCAACUCAAUUAAUCCGCAUCGAAUCGUUUUUGCAACCGGACUUGAUGGGCCCACAAUAGAAUCAUAUCCCAAGACUUUGCUCGGUGAGAGCCGGCGAUUACCAAAGCCCAAUGACAACACAUGCCCCAUAUGCCUGUCGGAGUACCUGCCCAAGGAAGAACUAAGAACUAUACCGGAGUGCAAUCACUAUUUCCAUGUUAAUUGCAUAGAUGCUUGGCUAAAAAUGAACGCAACCUGCCCUAUUUGCCGGAAGUCGCCCGAUCAUACGUCGGCUCUAAUUACCCCUUCGUCGUCGUCUUUGUCCUCGUCGUAUUUAUUAGAAGUAUGAAACUGUUUAUCAUGUUGUCAUUGUAUAUAAUUUGUUUAAGUUAAGGGAUUGAUUGCUUUGCUUCAUUGAGUUAUAAAAAGGUGGUUGUUUAUAUUUGUUUGAUGAAUAAAUAUGUCGGUUUUUUA
Juglans regia (Persian walnut) is the source of this 1443-nucleotide messenger RNA. RefSeq names its product putative RING-H2 finger protein ATL21A. The transcript has 2 exons. The record is from RefSeq and is a predicted model, not a curated record. Bases 146 to 1318 code for a protein of 390 amino acids. NCBI's taxonomy places the organism in Eukaryota, Viridiplantae, Streptophyta, Magnoliopsida, Fagales, Juglandaceae. Gene Ontology annotation, molecular function: polysaccharide binding.